Phytophthora nicotianae INRA-310 is the source of this 2499-nucleotide messenger RNA. RefSeq lists its product as hypothetical. The record is from RefSeq and is a predicted model, not a curated record. Lineage: Eukaryota; Oomycota; Peronosporomycetes; Peronosporales; Peronosporaceae. The coding region runs from base 907 to 1365 and encodes 152 amino acids. The transcript has a single exon.
CAAUACGUUCUAAACAUGACUCUACUAAAGUUUCAUCUUCGGGCCAGUGCCGUGAAAACUAUCCCUACCUUCACGAGCAGAUUGGGCUAUGCCUGUGGACAAUGGAGCGAACUUUUCCGCCGCAACGCAGUACUACAACGCAUCAUUUCAGCGACGAUACUGGCACCUGUAGUGACGGUCGUUAGGACGACGUACGCUUUGCAGGCUAACCAAUCUUAUAUUGUAAAUUCGAUGUGUGGUAAAGCCGAUAUCUACCUAGCACACGCCGUGCUCGCUGGCUGGCACAGGUGUGGUGGGCGCAGGUGUGGAACUCGACGAGGAGGAUCCCGUGGAAGAAGUGGGCGCGGCGGUCGUCGAGGCCGGAGCAUCAGUGUCAUGCUCGUCGCUCGCUCCAGUAGGAGUGUUGUUAUCUGGCGAUGGAGUGGAUGGGGCCGAAGGCGUCGAUGAGUCCGACGAGGGAGUCGUAGGGGUUGAAGGCGAGGACGGGGCUGUAGUUGUCGGCGUUGGGGCCGACGUGGGGGCCGGUGUCGUAGGAGCCGGUGCAGGCGUCGGUGCAGGUGCAGGUGCUGGGGUUGGUGCCGGGGCCGGUGCUGGGGCCGGUGCUGGGGCUGGGCCCGAUCUCGAUUCACACACCUUAGACUGGCCAGAGCAUGCCUGCUCGUCCAGGCUGCAUGAGUCUAGGUCCAACACGCAAAGCAUCCAGCACGUGGUGGCACUGUGCGAGCUUACUGUGCACUCACAGCUUUUCGAACACGAAGCCGCGUCAGUGUCGUGAUUGCGGUUGCACACCACUGAACAGCCCUCAGACGGUGCCGUUGCGCCCGACUUAACAGUGCACGCGUUGAAGCUACACUCAGCGUCGGCAGACGCGAGCAGAUGACGACCUGGAGCGCAGCCCAGUAACUGAUGGUCCGAGUGAUGCCCCUGCUGCACGUACUGCGCCGUCGUAUUCGCGUGCUCGCCGAAGUCCAUCUGCUUCAGCAUGCGCUGGUACGACGGCAGCAACGUCAUCUUGCCGAACCACGCGCGCAACAGGCGCUGCGUCUCCGUCAUCUUCACCUCGGGCAUACGCAUGCCGUGCAUCACGGCCGGGAGCUGCUCCGACGUGCCCACCCAGCGGUUGUAGCCCGUGCCCACCAUGAGCGUCACCUGGUCGGGUUUGAGAAUCGGACGCACGCGUUGGCCGUCGCGGCGCUGGAUGAUGAGACCCGAUUCCGAGUCGUCCUCGCCACCGGCUUGAACAGACUUGAACGUGCUGUUGGCGCCGUCAUUGUUGACCUUGUAGAAAGCAGGCGUGGCGAACACGAUGAACAUGCCGUCGUCCUCGUGCAACUCGAGCGACAAGUCAUCCUUGGAAGACGUUGAGGCCUGGGUACCUGAGUCCGCGCUCAUGAGUCUACGCUCGUGCAGAGACGGCGUCUCGUAGGCGUGGAAAUGGUCGAGACGCACGGCGUCCGUCAUUAGCUUACGGCUCGAGACAGUCUUACCGUAGCCGUCCGUCGUGGUGAAGGUGGUAGCAUCGAGUGUCGUGGCAACAUUCAGCACGACCAGCUCCAGCAGCGACGAGAACUCGUCGUAGAUGGUCUUGUAUCCGGGACACGCAGCAUCUGUAGUGGUGGCGGUGGCGUCGGCAUCUUGUCCGGACGGCGUACUGAUGGUGUAGCGGUUCGUUCCGUCCGUGAGCGUCUUGAACAGCAGGAACUCGGCGUUGACCUCUUGUGCAGACACGGCACAGGCAGCGGCCGAAUCGAGGUAAGAGCGGCGCACCUGAGCGUACGACGGCACGUUGGUGAAGCUGAUGAUACCGUCCUUCUUGAGCGCGUCGAGGACGUCGUUGGGCGUGUUUCCGGUGGAGAGUGUUUGGUAGUCGAAGUUGGGGACCUCGAAUGCAGGUACUUGUUCGGCGAGGUUGGUGGGUACUGCGCUUGCCAUGAGCAAGGCAGCAAGACCCAGAAGCAUCUUGGUAACUUGGACCAUUGUGUUGGAAUGUGCUCUGGAUACCGAGUCUUUGUUGGUGUGUGCGCUCGAAGCCAAAAGUGGAAAUGAGUGAGACCGUCGUGAUGAAAUGCAUCAGAGGGGCCGUUGAUUGGAAAACGCCACGUUCACGAAGCUUGGUCUCUCCGAAGAGGUCAGAAAUCAUUUCUGUAGGAUCAACUUGCAAAGAUGUCAGCAAGUUGCACCCGUGACAUCCGGUGGGUGGAGGAGGAUCAACCUGGCCGAAGCGAGUUGCAUGGAUACGACUCGUAUCAUACGAGAGCCCAACGCUUCCCAUCGGAGCAUGGUACAGCCUAUUGUUGACAGGGGCUUCCCCACUUGUUAAUACCAAGUUGUUAUUAAUACCUGGAUUGCAAGCUGAAUUGACCCUACGACAAGACAAGAGGGUAGCCGCCCCACCUCCUCUGACAGUAUACCGAUGCAUGCCAUUUAUGAAGAAAUCUUCGAUGGUAUAUUGAUAAUAGGACAUGCUGUGGCUUGCAACAUCUUCGUUUUUGCUGCUCG